Molecule: messenger RNA, 1953 nt
Organism: Anopheles nili
Lineage: Eukaryota; Metazoa; Arthropoda; Insecta; Diptera; Culicidae
Exons: 1
Coding region: 99-1016 (305 amino acids)
Source: RefSeq, a predicted model, not a curated record
AGUGAAAGAAGGUGUUUUAAAACACGAAUCCCAAUUUUGCAGCCACAAGGGAAAUAAAUGAUAGUCACGAAAAUCUGUACGAGAAACAAGGAAUAACGAUGUUGUUACUAGCGUUCCGUAGCUUUUUCUUUAUCGCUGUCAUUCUAGGUUACAGUACUGGGCUUUGGCGCUUGAUCAACGACUAUUUCCGACGCGAAUUUCAAUCGUACUUGGAAGAGCAGGCUCAAACAAACAAAUACCUGUUGGAAGACCCGACAUAUCGAAAAUCGAACGAGCCGCAAGGAACAAUCCCGACAAAUUUCGCCACUUUAAAAAAAGUAAUACUAUUUGGUGAUAGCGGUGAAGUGGAUACAAUUAAAAGCAAUGAUAAGGGACAUUUUCGCAAUGGAAGAUCACUGGUGACAAGCAGUUUGUCAGUGCCCAUCAACAACGUAGAAAUGUUAAUGCACUCCAAAGAUAUUACGAAUGAAAAAAUAAACAGUGAAAGCAGUGAGACGAAAUUUGUAUCAGAAGAAAUUUUGAUGCACUCCAAAGAUAUUACGAAUGAAAAAAUAAAUAGUGCAAGCAUUGUGAUGAAAAUUGUAUCAGAAGAAAUCGAAAAUCACCUGCAAGGUAUGGCGGCAAUAGUCACUGUCGUUGCACCAGAAAAUGUUAUAGAUAUUAAGUCACUCAUGGACGAAACGAUGAACGAGUAUAACAGAAAAAUGAUAAAGGAGACGAUGGAAAAGAAAACACAAGAACAUAAUAUGCAAAAAAAUGAAAAAAAAGAACAGAAAGAUGAAUCACGGGAGCAGAUCGAGGAUACAUGGAUUUCGUACUGGAGUAAUCGCGAUCGGCCCCACGGCAACGGUAAAUCAUAUAGUGAGUCUAAUGAUUUUAGCUGUGUAAGUCUUGAUUUGCAAAAUAAUGAUCAAAAGAGCUCUCCAGUGGAUUUAGUCAUUGAGGAUGAAGAGGGACCCAUGCAGGGAGAUAGAGCGGAAAUGUUGUUGAGAUGCGGUUCCGAAAAUCAUCUUUGAAUAAACCAUUAAAUGAUCGAAAGCGGUCUUCGAAUAUAGAAGUGUAUAUAGCAUUAAGGCAAACAUUAACAGAAAGAGUUUGAAGACGCGAGUGAACGAAUAUGUUGUUAGCCAUGUGUGUAUAUCGACCCACUCAUCUAUGUGACUAACCCCUAAUUAAAAUUUCUUAACUUUCAACACAACUAACAUAAACCUAUAAGUAGCAUUCAGCGAUCAUAUAAAAUCAGAAGAAAUAAAAAAAAAGAAAAUAGGUUCUGAACAAAUCAUGUUUGCUACUGAAUGAAAGGCAUUCAUGUAUCAGCUCAGUUUUUUAACAUUCAGUGCAGUUUUACAAUCCUGAAAAUCUUUCCAGCAUACAAUGCGUUGGGAACAGUUUAAAAUUAUUACAAUAGCAUACAGCUUGAUAGGAGUAAGCAAAGAGAAAAAAGGAAAUGAAGAGUAAUGAUAAAAUGCAGCUUCUUUUUCUUCUUCCAUACACUUUGAACAUCUGGAACAAUGCUGUUCAAUAGCGCUAAUUAAAUAAAAUCUCGCUAUGAUUAAUCUUAUAGGCCAUGAGUAAAUAGAAGCAAGACUGCGAGAAGAGUAAAGUGAAUAUCGCACAUAGCAAAUGUGGCCCGCUAACAUCACUACAACCUGGAAAACUCCACAAAAAAAAAAGAAAAUAAACCGUUGGAUUUAAUUUCACGCCGUGAUUGCCUGCGAGCGAUUUGAUGCCACUCUUCCUUUUGGCUAUAAAGAACGGAGAAUACAACUAUGAACGAACCAACUAAAAAGUACUCCUAAGCAAUUGAUACAAUAUAUAACUGUUAGCUGAUUGUUGGAAAAUUAGUCGCAUGACGUUGAUCAAUUGAUUUCAUGAAACCAAAUUAACACGAAGAACUAAAUGAUGAGAGAAAUAUUUUUUUCUUUAUAAUUAAUAUGAAAAAAAAACAAACAA